UGUCGAGGCGAAUAGACGUGAAAAACCACUUCGGGAUUCCUUUCAGUAGUGUGGGAAGUGCUUUUCCAACCACUUCUCCUGGAUAGGGAGAGAUUCACCUCCCACAUAUCUUUAAAGUUAUUCUUGCCGCAGAGCAUUUCGGUGUAGGCGUAUAGGAUGCAGGAAGAACGUUAUAACCACGUUGUCGUCCGCUGUCGAGUGUGUGUCUGCGCUCCACGUACGACGGUAGGAUCGUGCAUAAGAGGACGGAAAAAGUUCUAAACUUUAAUGGAUGUUUGAAAAAGUUGUUCUCUGGUUGGUGCUGGGAAGAAGACAAUCGGCAAAUACCCGAGGAAAUGUGAACAGCCAGCAGUGGGAACAAACAAAACCAAAGCCAAGUAAACAAUUGUUCUUUUGCAUAAUCGCGACCAGGGGUAUUCUGGAAAAAGUGGAAAUAGUUGUUUCGGCAGUUCAGUGUGUGUGGCAAGACACGAGGUUUGUGUUUUCCCUCGAGGGCUACUGGUGAGAAAGUUGUUGGGGACCGAGUGUUCGUCACAAUGAUUGGAUAUACGUGAGAAUAAGAUACCGAAAUUUGCAUGGAACACAUUCGUCACUUGGGCAACUAUUCGGCGUUAUGAGAGUAGUGUCGCAGCAGUGUGGAUUGCAGAGCGAAUGAAAAACGUAGUGAAAUAGUUCAGCGGAUUCGGUGCCAAAUGUGAGAAACAAAUAGAGCCAUGAUAUAUUCAUCUCGAUUGUGCCAAACCAUUGCGUCAGAAUUGCCAAAAUCAAAUUUACCGUAUAUCAUAUGAAAUAUUUAGUGCUUCGUUUCGAUGUGCAAGUGCUUCGUUCGAAAAUAGAAGAAUAAAUGUAUCAAUGGAGAAGAACCAAUAUUGAAUGUAGACACAGCUCUUCUGAAAUCUGGAAUCUGGAGGAGGUAGACCGAAGUUCACCGUCAUCAUCGUACAGAUCAAAGUGAGAACUAUAUCCAAUCAAAGAUUGUCAUCGGUUGGAUUGCCGGUUCAAAGGGAACGAAAGUGAAUAGGCAGGACGCACAGUUGGAGUUGGGUUUGCUCUGAACUUUGCAACACAGUGGCAACGAGUGCGGCCGUUGGACAGUGCAGUGGUUCCAUAGAAAAAUCGCCUACAUUAUUUGGAGACGAUAAAUAGGAACCGCAACUUAAUAUCUUCGUGUGUCAUAUCCACCGAACCGAGGUAGCCAUCAACUCCCAUGCGGCCAAACACACAGUAUCGAAGCAAUUUUAUCAUCCCAUCGCCGGUCGGCCGUAGACAACUUUAGUGCCAUAUGGAGAUCCGAGCUGCCAAGAGACGAUCUCCCAGUUUGUGUGUGAUAAGCAUAGCGUAGUUGUAAUAAUAGUUAUAACCAUAGUAAUUAUAAUCGCUGUUUUGUGAAAAUAAUGAACAUGUUCAAAAUGUCCAGGGUGGCAGCAUUCCAAAGCCGGUCCAUGAUGAGACAUGUAAUCAUAAAUGCGUCAUGUUUGCUAAUUAUUUGCACGGCUGCCAGUGUCGGAGUGGGCAACCCAAGUGGCAAAUUUCAAUCGAUUUCUGACACCGCUAGCGCCGGAAGCACACCAGACAAUAAGCAGACACCCGCUGUGCAGCAUAGAAAUCGGAUGCUCGAGCGAGAACUUUAUGUCAAUAGCCACGAUAAAAGUUUAUCUCCCGUAAAGUCUGAUUACGAUGUUAAGCACUUCCAGAGCAAACGUGACUCCCGGUUUAGUGCGAAUGUGAGAUGGAAGCGGAGUCCCAGGAACGCCAGUACAAACAGCCACUUCAAUAUUCUAAACUUAUCCAACAAAAGUCUCACAGAUGGCCAACGUUUAUCCGAAGAGCUAUCACAGUACAGCCACAGGCAGACCAAGUACGAAAUUAGUCACUACUACAACCUCAGUGAUAUUAGUGCGUUAGACCUAUCAAGAAAUAACCUAUCGGAGGAACUUCCGGAACUGGUGCAGAGAAACUUUUCCAGUUUGUCAUGGCUGGACUUGUCAGAAAAUAACCUCGCCACAGCAGUCGCACUGAAGAUUCCCACCCUCAAAUAUUUGAAUCUGUCGAGCAAUCAUAUAAAGUCAUUAUCCACCACCCACCUGCAAGGACUGACUCGGUUGGAUAUUUCCUGCAAUGCCAUAACCAGUGAUGCCACCCGUUCCUCCCUAAUGCUCCGAAAUCUGACCGAUCUGGAUCUCAGCUGCAACAAACUGGAAACCAUAGACAAAAGUUUCUUCUUCCACACUCGCUCGCUGCACCGGCUAGAUAUCUCCGAAAACGUAAUCAACCGACUGAAUCGCUCCAUUUUCUACAAUCUUAUCAACCUGGAGCAUCUGAACCUCGCCGGAAAUCGAAUCGAUGUUAUUGAAAAUGACACGUUCUCCUAUCUGCCGAAUCUGCAAUUUCUGGACCUGUCGCGCAAUGACAUCGGACCGGGUUCCAUCCGGGCGCUGCAGGGCAUUCCGGCACUGAUUGGCCUCUCGUUGGCGCAGAAUGUGCGACUCGGUCCGGUCAUGCACGAGUUUGUGGCAUCGUGGAGCCUGAAAGAGCUGGACGCCAGCGGAACCGGACUGUGCCACAUCCCAACGGCACUGGCGCAGUCGGUCAAAUCGCUGAAACUGACCAAUAAUUUGCUGAGCGUGAUACGAAGCGGCGAUUUGGACAGCUACCCCCUCCUACAGCAGUUGAUCCUAUCGGAUAAUCUUAUUGCCGACGUUGAGGAGGAUGCUCUUGGGCGGCUGGAGCUAUUAUCGACACUGUUCCUGGACCGCAAUCGAUUGGUUCGGAUUCCGAUUAGCCUCCCGUCCAAUUUAAUUCACCUCCAUCUGCAGAACAACGAAAUUUACGAGCUCCAGCCGGGCGUGUUCCGGAAUUUGAAAAAUCUCAAGACUCUCAACCUCGCCGGCAACAAGAUUGCCUAUUUGCCGGAACUGCCCCUGCCGGGAUUGCUUAUCUUGAACGUAAGGCGUAACGAUCUGAAAGGGUUGAGUCAAUCAGUGGUGAAGACGUCCCCGCACCUCAGGGAUUUCCUGCUCGAGAACAAUCCUGUCAAAUGUGCCGACCUACUCGGAAUAGCCGAGUGGGUCAAACCGUGCCGUGAUGAGAUGCUUUUCGACGAUAGGGACUACCCUGACAGCGGCAGUCCUGAUGACAGUGGAAAUGAGUUUGAAAUUUUCGGAAGAUUUACGACCGGACAAAGGCGUCCGAGCUGUUGCCAAGGGGAAGGUCGAAGAAGGACGCCAGGAAAAAUGGCGAUGAAAAUCGCUUCAUUCAAAUCGCAGUGCCAAAGCGAAAAUUUAAUUAACCUGAACGCACCAAAUCGCCUUAAAGACGAUCAAACAACCGUGAAGCAUCCAUUAGACGAUGGUAAAAUGAUUCCAGCGAUAACGACCCCCAGCGUCGCCCCGUCGACGUCUUCCACCGCUGACAUUGGCAUGAUGAAUGAUAAGCUUAGUACCAUUGCCAACGAGGAGAGUUUAUUAAAGAAUUUAACGACCUCAACCCCGCUGUCCGCACAGCAGCCAACAAUAGCACCAGAAGUUCAUUAUAACGAAACUGGUGAACCAAAUGCCAUAGCCAUUAUCAGCGUCAAGGAGAAGGAAAAUUUAAAUGUAAAUUUCGGUACAGAAAGUUUACAAAAUCUUACAACAGUGGCGCCACCAGUACAGUCGGAAUUGCGUUCAACAAUAACAGCAGAACUGCAGCUUAAUUUUCAUAAUGAGACGAUUAAAGAUACAAAACAAGAUAAAGCGGGAGCUCCGAAGAAAGGCAAAAUCAGAUCGCAAACAAAGAAAGCGACGGCCAAGAAGAGUCAGCCAGCCAAAUCCACCUCGAGCCCUAAUCCAGAGAGCCGUGAUAAAUUAGAGAAUAGUUCGAGUGUAAAUAAAGUCGUCAAUUUAACGGCAAUAACACCGAUUGUUAACGUUACUGGAAGGAAACGUGACGAAGCGAGUGAUAAGAGCUAUUCCGGUGCAAAAGACCGUCGACAGCCCGAAGCGGAGGAGAAAAAACUCAACAGAAAUAGCUUAAUUCAAGCUGAUUCGAUGGCAGCAGAAACGAGUCCCAGCCCGAAGCGAGCCACAAGUACGAGUGACAAAUUGGUAGAAAUAACAACGACAACGGUGACGACGACACCGGCUCCAAUGACAACGGAAUCCUCGCUGUCCGGAUUGUCAUCAUCUCUCUUGAUCCCUUCGUUGACCUCAAUGAUGCCAGCAGAAUAUGGACGUACGGUAGAACAAAAAUGGACCACUUCAGCAGCGACAGAGCCAACUACGAUGACGGUGCCAUCGGUGGCAAGGACAACGGCAAACGUGGUCUCCAUCAACAAUCAAAACAACCCUCACCAGCAAAACUCCAAACAAACGAACACCAGCGCUACCGAGGGCAGUUUAGAACAAACCGUCUCAUCGCCUACUACGGCUGCUCCAGUGCACGGCACUAGAAAGGCGAAUAAAUAUGAAAAAGCCACCGUCAAAGCCAAUGCUAACUCGACCAAACCACGCAAGAAUGUAAAUCAUAUGAAGAUGAAAUUAAAAUUUAACCACGAUCAACUGCACGAUGAUGAAUUUCGCGACAAUUUUGACACUGACAGCGUAGGUCUGCUGAUGGGUAACAACUUUGGUUUCGGCCAUCCCAGUCACGGCUCCGGCACUGGCCCCGGUCUGCACCGAAAGAGCAAAUUUUCCAUCUACGACAGCAUCUACAUGGCUUCGCUGAAAAAUGCCAACUUCAAACCGUUCCAUCAUUCUAUGCACGUACCGAACGGGAGCCACUCGGUGCUGCUACCGGGAACGACUCCCGCCGCCAACAAGACAAGCAGCAGUAGCAGUAACGCAGACAUUCCGGCCACGUCCGUGGAAACGUCGUCAAAAAUUUUACCACAAGAAUGGAAUGAUGUACGACCGAUGUCAAGUGGCGGCUCUCAUUACGGUCUAUUCAUUGUAGUCGGGGCAACAUUCGGUAUGCUAAUUUCAUUCGGGUUGUUCCAUCUCUAUUAUUGCCGUGUCCGGCGGGGUCAACAUCUGCACGGACAUCACCAUCAUUACCAGCAGUAUCCGCACCAGCAUAGUGCCGAUGGUAACAGUGGUAGUCAUAAUUCCGCUCAUCAUCGCUAUUCAUACGCAUUCGAACAGGACGACAGUGACGAACGUCUAACGUACACCAUUUCGACCUCGGUUCUGGACGCACCCGCAGAGGUGGACGGAAGUUCGCCGAUCCAUCAUCAGCAGCAGCAGCAGCAUCACCAACAGCAACGGGAUCGGCGGCAGCGGGAUGUCCUCCAUAUGGACAUACUAAAUCCACUCAAAUCAAAACCAUUGUCACGGAAUUCCAGUACCAGCAGUAGUAGUGCCAGCAGUUGUUUCGACAUCGACAGCGGUGCGUCCAACUGUAGUGAGUUCCGGCCGGCGGCGCCCGACGGAUAUUGUUCCGAUAAUCAGAAACCCUAUCGCCACCACAAUCGAAAUGCGCUCAAUAAUCAUAAUAAUUCAGAGCGGGAUCGGCCCACUCGUCGGGACACCGCCAUCGAUAGGUGGUGACGACGAUGACAAAGACGACAACUCCAUUAUUCUACGUUUAACGAUGCUUACAGUGUGUUUGAGUGAGAGCAUGAUUUCCAUUAAAAGUGCCCUCUCGAAACUCGCGCUCAUUCCCAUUAUUGCUGGCGUGGGUUCACAGUGGUGCAGGACGGUGGAUGAAAGUAUGUUAAUAGAUUGAAACAUAGUGGGAUGUGAUUAAUUUGAUGAGUUUUAAAAAGACAUACUAGUUUGCUUCCAGUAAGCUUUUCCGCUCUUUGAAGGAAGCACGAUACUAGCCAAUCGGACUAGCGAGCAACGCCUAGUUGCAUAGCCGAAAUUUUGUCGGGACUUCGGGUUACGGUAACCACCGUCUUCUCAGGAAAUCUCACCCAAAUGGCGGUGGCACACAAGCCACGUGUAACAAGACGAGAUAGCUUUGGACACUCGUCGGCCUUCAACAUAGAGCUGGUCAAUAAUACCACAGAAGCGACAGAACUUUCAAAGAGAUUGAGAUGAUGGAAAGCAUGUUGUAGAAUCCUCUGGCCGGCGGCACUUCAACGAUUCCAUCCGGAUGUUCUGGUCAAGAUCGUUGUUCAAUCCUGCUGUCUCAACCUAUUGGGGAGUCCGAGAAAAGCCGGGCUUUUGGUCCGUUUGGUGACGUCUUGAAGACUCAUCACAUUUCAAGCACCCCCGAGAGCGAGGAAACGCACAGCCCUCUCGAGGAGCCUCACCUCAAUGACGGCGGCAGUCUCUGCCACGCCAAUUUGAUGUUUUAGGAAGGUUAAAAGGUUGAAAUGAAGAUACAACGGAAUUGUUAAUCAUAUGAUAUGGCAGAUUCACGAGAGAUUCACCACAGGGUUACGAGGGGUGACCUAGUGCCCUUAUCACUCCUCCUCAACAGUCAGUGCUCCAUCCUAGUUCAAGUGACUCCGAGAACCGAGUUCAGUCUGUACAGCCUCUGGUUGAAGAAGGUGUGUAGUUUCUUUUAAAAACACCGGCAAUUAACUUACGCAUCUGUUGUGCAAGGUUAACUAGAAGGCGUCGAGACAAACGAACUAGUCGCUUUGAGGGCUUCCAAUCAUUCGCCCAAGUAACAAUGACAGCUGACUAAUAGCUUAUACAGCCAAAAUUUUCUAAAUUAAGCUUGAGAGCAGUUUAUUCAUCUAUUGUACAGCAAUAAUGUUUGUUGAGAUCUCCGUCGGAGCGGUAAACUUCCUCCGCAGGAUCGACGCAGUUGCAGCUACGUCGGGUCUUGUACACACGGCCACGUACAUUAGCGACACUCUAGUACUUGGUAGUAUGCAUCGCUCGCCAUAGUAUUCUUCAGUAAGUGAGCAGUAGCUCCAGACCCAAAAAAUUCUUCAUCUCGCCGAUCUUCAAAUUCUUCCUAAAAUCUUCGUAGACACGCCUGAUCUCUGCCUCAUUAGUGCAAGCAACGAGCAACAUUUCGCUGGCAUCCUGACAACUGAACCUUCUUUGUAAUCCUUAAUACAAAUCAGAAAAGCGUCUUCUUCUUCAAAAAACUAUGGACGAAUUCAUUUCGUAGAACUCCUUCCAGUCACUACGUGCACUAUUUGCAUUUUCGCAAGAAUCAUCUUUAGGUUCACCAACCUCCUGUAACCGCUGGCGCAGAAUUCCGUAGCGGCGCCUUCCUUACCUCAUUGUCCGUGGGUUCCAGAACAACCUACGGUUGCGGGACAGUCUUCUUCUCCACAAUCGCGCUUAAGGAACCGAUUGUCCCUUUCUCGAUUUGCAAAUCCACGCGAUCCAAAGGCGAGACGCUAGACCUUGUGCUGUUCUAAAUAGCUGAUGAACGUGUAACAAGUGUCAGUGUAACGUCCAUUAUUGAUGGGAUUUGUCGCGUGUAGUAUUCGUUGAAUUUUGUUUUAAAAAAAGAAAACGUUUGUAGUUAGGUUAAGUGUAACGUCCAAAAAAUCCCACGAACGCAGACAUCACUGCACUGCCCUAUACAAGGACGACGGUAGUUCUGCUAGCCACCACCAGGCUGCACAGGACUACACGAAUGGGCGGCCAUGGGGGUGGCGAAAUGGGCGGCCAUGGGAGGUGAACUGAGUGGCCAUCAUGAGGAGGAUACACGACGGGUCAAUGGCCAAAGGUUCGGGGUCAACGAGCUCCAUUACAACAGAUCAUUAACCUGGUGAUCUGCAUACAGAAGAGUUGCAAUUUGUUAAAGUAGAAAAACAUCCUGAGAAAUUAAAGAAAGUGUAGAAGUUAAGAGUUGGAGUAUAAGAAAGACGUUGUGAAGGAUUAGGAGACAAGGAAGUGUGAAGGAGAAACUGGACAUCCAGGUAAAUUUCUGUGAAACCCCGAACCCAGAACGUCCGUCCGUAUAGUGCUGAAUCCGCCAUUAUGUGUCUGCCAUUGUGCCCACAGGACCUCGCGGUUUUAUUUUAAAACCGAACUUUGCGGUAUCUUUUGGAGCCACACCGCAGCGUAGACCCUACUCACCUUUUUGUAGUGCGUCCGCAUUACCCUUGUACCCGAUACAACCACCAAGCGCGCCGACGAACCCAGGCUUUUUCCAGUGACUCUACGGAUCACUGAAGCCUCGAGUCCGUCAACACACUCGAGGGGCGCACGGAACAGGAGGAAGGUCCACGAGAGGCUGCAGCCAUCGGUAGAGAGGAAGAAGGAGAAGAAUUGCCCGCCCCCUGGCCCAGGAAGGAGACGAGGAACCAGAGGACAGGCGAAAGGAACGGCAGCGAAGGCGUGCAGUGUGCGGGGCCCCGAAGAAAGAAGAGAAGUGAAGAAAGUAAGGUAGGACUAGUCCUUAAGAAAGUGGGAGGCGUCGUCCGGUGUUGAGGGCGGACGCCAGAAAGCUAGGAAGGGAAAAGCUAGGAGGAAGAGAGAAAGUAGGACGUCAGGAAGUGAAUAAAAGUGUACACGAGACCGUCAUUAUAGGGAGCUUUGCUUUACCACAUCUACAAGUGUUUUCAUUUCGCGGAGUGUCACGAGCGUCUUGCCGACCCUGAGGCUUGAAGACGGGGGUUUCAUCCUUGCUGGGAGUAACACGGCUCUUGCUAAGUUACAAACGUCAGGGUUCGCGCCUUGCUGUCGUAUUUCCAACGCUAAGUGUCCGGAACGUGACCCCAGCCUUGGCAGCCAAACAUUUCCAAGUGGUUCUGGUUGGACAUCCGUACAAACCACUUUUCGAACAGCGUAUAAUCAACCGAUAGCAACGGCAAUCGAUUUUGUAGGUGAGCAGCUUUCACGACAAAAUACCUUUUGUUGAGCUUGGCGUUGAUGAGCAUGGCGAUCGCUAUCUCCUGAAGUUAGCGGCUUUUCCUCUCAGCAUCGCCGCACUUUUUCAGUGUGCUGGUAGUCGCAAACCUUGCCGUUAUAUCUUCCCGUACUACGAAACACUUUGAACGAUUAUUGCAAUAUUCAGUUACCUUUGGAACCUGAUGCGGCUCUGGUAUUAUGGAGACUUCGCACUAUAGAUUUCCUUGUUCUCCUUCUGUUUUUUUCUUCUUCACUUACUCACUUUCCACGGUGCGCCACCCACUGUACUUACCUACCAUCAUCUUUCUGCUUUCUUCUGGAACACUCCUGCUUUUUCGUAUCCUUCUCUUUUCCUGGUGUAUCCCUUCCUCUUUUCUCCGUACGAGUUCUGCGGUGGUGGCUCUCCAGUGUCUCCUGUCUGCCAAAGUCUUCCCUACUGUUUCAAUUCUAAUUCUGGGCACCUUCUGCUGCUGGAACGACCGACUUGAUGCUCGUCGCCACGUACUUUAUCUUCUAGUGCACCCUUCAUUGUUUACCCUUCACAAACUCGUGCGGUUCGUUCACCUUCUACUUGAUCUUUGCCGCCAAGCUCGACUUCUCAAUUUGCGAGUUAUCUUGGCUUCUCAAGUUCGGUGUGGAAGCACGACUCCGGAGCCCCAUCUUUCUUUGGUCUCCCUUUUGGAUCACUGUGAGUCCGACAGCUAUCCUGAGGUGGAGACCUCGUAAAUUGUUAUUUAGCGAACGGAUUUGCAAUAUUUCCGCUGUCCUGACCGCUAACUUUCAUGUCGUAAGUAGUCGUCUAUGUGAUCCUAUGGCUAUCUUUGCUUGCAAGGAGGUCAUUAAAUGGUUGAAAACUUUGUCCUCCAUGGAGUAUUGUGUCCAGAGUCGAUCGAGGCUAGUCAGGAUCUUCAACUGAGCCUACGUCUACCAACUAAGAUGGCGAGUUUUGGACGUAUCAAGAGGCCUGUCAAGGUUUUAACGGGACGGAGGCAGUCGUACUGUUAGACUGCUCGCCGUUUCAAGUCGGUACCAUCCUCACAUACUGAUAUAACCAGGAUAUUACUAGUGUCGAUACUGUUGUGCUGGUUGGCACUCCAGGUAUUUGGGCUAGGGUGCUUUAAGAGGCUUUUUAUAGAAGUUCAAUAGAGUCCGCUGUGAAACUUUUCUAUACCCUGGACAAACUCCCCACCUCGCAGGAGGCCCGAGGAAGAUGAUUCGUCUGGACUCUUGUCCCUGCUGCUCGUUGACUGCUUGAAACUAACAGACAUUGGGUGAGAAUGGCGCCUGCUACGUCAGAUUUCAAUGUGAGGAAGGGGAAGGAAUUGAUUAUUACAAUUUCUUACCCACCGCAGAACGAUGAGUCCUUUGCGUCUGCACCCUUCUCCAAUCGCAACCCCAUGCCCUUUGGUCUUCACGCCACGAGUACGUUCCAGGUACUUCUCCGCUAGUACCACACGUCCUCCACGAUGGUGAUACCAAAGGGCAGCAUUCCCGCGAUAACACAUACUGCCUCCGUCAAAAUGGUUCUGUGCGUGCUCGGGAUCCACGUAGCCAUGAGUCGGAAGGCGUUGUUUAGCACUCUUCGAUUGCGCUUCAUAUUCGGCGCUUCAGCCCACGCUGCGAUACCAUACCUAAGUAUUCAGCCUGCUACGCUUCCCAGAAGACCACGAAGCAGUAGUCCACCACUGCAUGAUCAUCGCUAUAAGAUUGACAGCCUUUGUCGCCUUUCCGUACCGUAGCCGUAGUCGACGUGAUCCUUAAAACUGAGUCGAUCACCGACCAACACUCCUUGAUGCUUCAAAGCGCGUUUCGAAUAAAACUGGUAACAGAUCUCCAUCCGUUGAACUGCUUUACAGUUCUGUUAUAAGCAAUCUAAAGGUUCAUUGGUUUCAUCACCUGAAUUUCCUCUUCUUCAAGCGUCUCUCUUGUUACCGUCAAUACGACGUCGUCUGGGAAGCUCACGAUGACGACUGCUUCCGGAAGUUUAAAAGAUGAUAGCCCUUUGUAGAAGGCGUUCCAAAGGUAUGGAUUAGGGUGGCCCACACUUAUAUGAAAAACAAAAAUUUCGAAAAAUAUUAAGUCUUACCUCCUAAAUCAGUUGUUUUGGACCCCCAGAAGCUACGUUCAAAAUUUGAGCAAAAUCGGUUGAGCCUAAGGGGGCGCUCAAAUCGCGUGAAGUUUGUAUGGGAAAUUUUGGCCAAAUGUAUGCAGAAAUUUUAAGUUUUCGAAUUUUGCCGCUAGGUGGCACUGUAAGCGUUCAAUAAUCAAACCCUUUGGUAUUAUUGUAGGUGACUAUAUGCCAAAGAACUUUGUCGAAGACCGGGAAGUGAUCCGACGCCUGUGAAAAAAGUUAUACCCUAGGCAAAGUGAGGCAAAGUAUUGAGAUUUCAUUAUUGAUAUUAUUCUUUUACAUGUAUUGGAAAAACAACAAAAAAGUGUAUCCUCACUUUACCUAGGGUAUAACUUUUUUCACAGACGUUGGAUCACUUUGCGGUCUUCGACAAAGUUGUUUGGCAUAUAGUCACCUACAAGAAUACCAAAGGGUUUGAUUACUGAACGCUUACAGCGCCACCUAGCGGCAAAAUUUGAAAACUUAAAAUUUCUGCAUACAUUUGGCCAAGUUUUCCCAUACAAACUUCAAGCGAUUUGAGUGCCCCCUUAGGCUCAACCAAUUUUGCUCAAAUUUUCAACGUAGCUUCUGGGGGUACAAAACAACCGAUUUAGGAGGUAAGACUUAACAUUUUUCGAAAUUUUUGUUUUUCAUAUAUGUGUUGGCCACCUUAGUAUGGAUCCUUGAGGAAAAUCUAUCGUCACUCCUGAAGACCUCUGUCCUGCGUUGGUCUCAACGCCAGUACCCUAUUCUGGAAGUAGCUGCGUAAAAUCUGGCACAGAUAUAGCUGAACCUCCCUUUAAAAUUUCGUUUGAAACUUCCCUGAUACUCUAUGAAAUCACCCUAGAACUCCAUCAAACCUUCUGAUUUCUCUGAAUCCCCAUCGAAACCCACGAGACCCCCUGUAACGAUUUGAAGCUCCCUGAAUCAGCACUAAACCCAACUGAAAACCCUGUAAUUGCCUCGAAAGCUCUCUGAAUGCAAUGAAUUCUCAUCACGAGUGUUUGAUACAAUACCUGCCUGCACCACUGUGACCUGUCGAGAAUCAAUUACUUUUACCCGGUAACUACCAACAACGGACGGCGCUGGACAAUCAGGAAGACUCGAGGCAGGGAGUAGGGCAGAAAUUCAUUGCAGCAUUUGCCCUCUCGGACCUUUGUAACCCUGCCGUAACCCAAGCUUGUCCUGACCCGGCAAAAAGCAUCUAAUUGUACUAACUGGUAUCGAAGGACAGACGGACAAUUUCAUUUCGAUUCUGGGCAGCUUCCGCUGCCAGCACGUCAUGUCCACACCACUGUCAAUGCUCUCCUCCAUACAUACAAACAAAUAUAUAGGUAGUGUAUCUGAUUCUCGAUGUAGAUUAUAGUGUAUAGUUUUAGGCGUCGGUUUUGCGCCGCUAGGAAGGACCAGAAAGCGGGGAGGGUAGCAGAAUAAAAGCAUUUAUAAUUGCGGUUUGAGGUGUGAGAGAUAGAUGCAUCAAAUGCAUUGGAGAUAUUGCUGGCUGCUGCUGCUGCGGUACGUAAUACGGUACAAAUGGAAUGAUUGCUCUCCAGUGCGGCAGGUGUGGCACUAAGAGCACAAACGUGCGAAUGAUUCUAAAUAAUUCAAUAUGUGAUGUGAUCUGGUAAAUGGAGAUACACUCUGUCCUGUUUCUGUGCUGAGCAGGUCAACCAACGUGAAUGGAAGAUAUUCCAUCAGUUAUUCCAACUUGAGUAGACGGAAAUAAUGUGGAAAAAAUCGACUACGAUGCAGGAUGAGUGGACACCGCAAUCGAUACCUGGAAGCAUAGUCAUUUACUAAUUAAUUACUUCUGACGCAACUUCGUAGAAUGUUCUUCAUUAAUUAAAUAAAAUUCCAGUCAACGUCUAGUCUAGUGAUGCUUUUUGUUACAAAUCGGUUAGCCUUCUUCGAGGUUUUCGUACAUAUUCAGUCUUCAAAUAAACAAAUGGAUGAAACGAAGCCUGAAUUUUUCAAAUGUUUGCUAAUGACAACAGUUACAAAUGUUUCCAACAUUUCCCGAAUUCUCGGCAUCAAUUCAUCAGCAACUUUCCACCACCACAACCGCAUUCAAAUGCCCAUCCGAUUCAAAUUAAACUGAAACUUAUGGCUAGAAAAUUAUUACAACAAUUCCGUCCCAACGCAACCUUAUCACGUUUGCUGAAGCGAAGUAGUCUUUCUAUUUCGGGUGCAAUUAUAGCCACUCGGGUGCAGCAUACCCGUCGUGCUAGUUAUCCAAAUGACCACCACCCAGCCAGCACACACAGGCACGAACCGAAGAUGCUCGAAUGCUCAGGAUAACUUUUCUCGUUCAUCGUCCAUACUGUAUGUCUGCUGCUCGUCCUUCCAGGCAGUUAAAGAGGAAUGUUUCAUGUGUUUCUCACUCGUGACACUUUCGGAGAGCAGAAGUUUUUAAAUAUUUGCUGCACGUAUAGGGUGCAAUGGUUGAAAACGAAAUUGUUGCAGAAAGCACCAGAAUCAACCGAACUCGUGAACUUUGUGAAGACCGACGCCACGACAGUAACGCUGCAAGGAUGUUCUCCCCGCGGCUACUUAAUCGCUGUAAGUGUCAAUUUCGAUCGCAGGGCACUGGUAUGACCUACGUAGCGGACUCCGAACUCUUGGACCACCCCUUUUAUUGCGUAUGCACUAGCUGUUCUCCGAGUAGUAGCUCCAAGACGGUUUGGGUGAUAGCCGUUGAAACGGCAUUCCAGCUAAACUCAUCCCUACACAUUCUCUGGACAAAAUUGUCCGGAGUUGUGUCCACUCCGCAUUUGGCAAGCAUGUGGUCACGCAUUGUGCGAAUACGCGGGCACACGAACAAAACGCCGUUCCCUCUAAACCUGCGCAAACCGGGAGAAACCGCAUGACCGGAACGAUAUAGAUACUGACGGAAGCAACCAUGGCCUGAAAGUACCUACGCCUGUUAACCUAGCUAUCUACCCUCGGGAUCAACGUGAGGGUCGACCUUCCAUUGGCGGAACUGUCCGGGUCAUAAACUAGUACUCAAUUCUGGAAGUAACUUCCGAGUAUCUUGUAUGUACAGGUACCCGGGUAUCUCCAGACGCAGGAGCGUAUCGGCAAUAACCGACCAACUGGCGCUAUUGAACGCGUUCCUCACACCCAGAGUCACGACCGCAAAGUAGUGAAUCCCCCCGCGCUUUUCUUAGGCUCGAGUGCUUUCCCGGCGGUUUUUGUAUCCGACAGGAUAGCGUCUACGGUCAACCUUUCCUUCCGGAAGCCGAACUGGCUACUCGAGAUACCAUUUACACCCUCGGUGUGCCUCAACAUUCCAUUGAGGAUGACCUUUUUAAGCACCUUCCCCACCGUGUCGAUCAAGCAUAUAGGUCUAUAUGCCGACGGAUCUCCGAGUGGUUUCCCCGCCUUUGACAAUAGAACCAGGCUCUGCUUCUUCCAUACUUCUGGGAAAACUCCCUUUUCCAGGUAUUUUUGCAUAGCAGACCUGAACAUCUCGGGAGCCUCGGCAAUAGCUACUUUUAAGGCUACUUUUGCAGCGGCGAACACCACCCGCUGUUCGUUUGGCUCUUCCUCGUGCUCGCUAGCCCGUAGGCAGGCGCGGCACAAGUCCACAAACGCUUCAGUACACCAGUAAGCCGGUUGCCUUUCAUUUCUAGGGUGGGCUCGCCUAGGCAUGGUUGCAUCGGACUCACGCAAGAGCACCGCUACCAGCUCGUCGCCGUCUAAACCAAGUAGGUUUUGCUCACGGCGGAGCGCCUCCCAGAAUACCCCUUCGUCGAAGUAUUAUUCCACCUGCGAGGACUUGAGCUUGAGCUUGGCCUAGCCACCUCUUCCUGUUCCCACCGGCUGCUGUUGUUGUAGUCGAUACUGUAGCGAACCACCAGGUAAUCGCUGUGAGUGUAGUUUUCGUCUAUUCUCCAAUUCGAACUACCUUUUAGGGUAAGCACUUAGUCUUUUACGCUUUCUUGGUUUGGCGUCCCUGAUCUCUUCGACCUCUUCGAUUUUUCUUCGUACUCUUCCGCUCGACUUUCGUCCAAGGGGGUCCUCCCCCUUGGCUCACGCUACUCUGUGGUUGUUGAGGACCUAGCAACGGUCUCAACCUCUGUUCCCUUCCAUCCGGGGCGGGUCAGCCAUUUAAGGCCCACCCAUCACAGCUUUCCGGUACGCCAAGAAAGCUUCCAUCUUCGCCAGUGUUAAGUCUAGCUUUCGGCCGGACAGCUACUUUAAGGGAUGUUGAUCUUCAUCCUUCCCUACUGGUCCCUGCUGCUUUGUUGUUCCGACGUUCAGUUAACAAUACACUUCGACAGGUACACAAUUUUCCACAACUACUAUGUGCACCACUAAGCUUUUUGAAAAGCUUAGAUCUGGUCCCGGAAUGACCAAGACGCUAGAUCUGUUGAUAUCCUGAAGAGAACGCUUCAUAAUCCUGUGGGUCAUCACUGAGCAGUAUGAGCGGCCUCGACUUCAGUUCAGCUCCGCUUGAAUCUAAAUAUAUCUUGUUGUAUAAAAGCUUGUGCUUGCAGAUCAUCCGUUUGAACAAUAACAUAAACGGUUUGACUGCUGACUUCCAAAGUUCGUCGACAUUUGGCGAUUGCGCUAGAUGUAUCCGGUGACAAAUAUCUUCACUGACAGGCUGCGUUUGUUGUGGGUAAACAUCUUGGAAAGGCCCGCAAUAAUGGACUCAUAACUCUCUCCGGUGCACAGUGGGAGGUUACCCAUAAGCGGAACUUCGGCCUGACUCUAAGGCAGGGUACGCAAUAGCGAAGCACCAUCCCCAUGAGAAUGCGGAUGCUUCUCAGUUAUAAAGUUUUUCGGAUCAGGGUCGGGCUCGAGCGAUACCCGACGCAAGCGAACGGGUGUCGAUGCUUGAAGAUGUACUGAUGCUUACGCCGGUUCGUGAUUGGCCCUUGGCGAAGCACACCGCCUAAGUACAGUAUUCCGUUUUUAAGUUGCGGAUUAGGAGCUGCAAUCUUCCAUGAUUAGCUAAUCCCUCUGCCGCUCGUCAGAGGCAGGCCUGACUCAGGCAGAAAAUUUUGACAUUGAGUACUACGUUAUGCCGAUUACGAAUUGUAACUGAGUAGUAACAUGCAGGCAGUAGUGUGAUGAAAAUUGCCAAACGAUGAUCGGAAGUCGAGGUCUUUGACUUAGAGAUCCACCGGGUAGUUGAUCGGUGGGGCUUUUACUGGUUGUCGAGUGGAACGACUUGUGAUUUCGCCGUCAUCACGCCCAUACGCACGAACCUCCCCUGUUUCGGAUAUUGUCUGUAUGUCGAAACCGGCAUCGCAUGCCUUGUUGACAUAGGGUGUCAGAAGCCUCUCUCGGUAUCCUUCGACGCUACGGGGUUCAACGAUUUUCCGUCUUCAACUAAACGCUGCAGGAGAUUUUGUGGCUAGGUGCGGAGGUGCCCUGUAUCACAGAAUUCAACUCGUACGUAGUUUACUGUACCGCCACUUGAAACAGAUAAUCUUGGGGAUCAGGUGUGUUCAGAACCGUUGACAGAUGCUGGACAAGUCAGCUUGAAUGAUGCAGCCGACUAUCAGAGCAUAGCUUACGAAAGCUCCGGUCGGCGUCUGGAGAGAAGCAUCCAAGAGAUUACUUCAAGCUUCGUAGUUGUGCUGUCUAGCUUACGAACAGCGUAGUGUGGCAGAAAGUACUUCCCGAUUUUUUUUUCAGCUUUCUCUUCCUGCAUCGGUAGUUGUUGUGUCUUGCUGUAAUAGUAUUCAAUAAUAAUUAUUCUUUCAUUGAAUAUCUGUUUAACUAUUUUCCACAUUUUUCACUGUCACAUACUGUUCCCUCCAGUAUUUGGACCACAUGCUGGGAAAAGAGAUAUAAAUCGCUCUCAAACCUCCCCAAAAGCAAAAACACAAUUGCGGUGGAAAGACUCGCGAAUGCUCCCCGAAUGUGACCAAAAUCUGCCGGAACUCGGAAAAGAGUUUUGACCUCUGUGUUGCUGGUUGGCCUAAGGGCGUCAUUCUACACGUCUCGCGCGAUAUGGCACCAUACUUUGUACAAGAGCAGCAAGCAGAAGUGCGGCGCGCGGUGGUCACUAACUAUGUGGCUAGGAAAUGAAAUGGAUGUACAAGCAACGGGAAAAGUACCUACAUGUAGAGGGCCCAGAGAAAGCAAACAUAAGCGGAAAUGCUAACAAUGUAACAAACAUUUUAUUGCCAGUUUCCCUGCUUAGUACUCGUACGUUCAGGGUAGUGGUGGUGGCGGUGGCGACUAACCGGCCAACCGACCGACAACUGACUGGUCGUCGGCUAUUUGAACUCGCAUGUAGAGAGCACGACAGCCUCACAGCAAAAGGUUGGUCAUUUGCCAGGCAAAAAUUGCGAAUGGGUGCCUCCCCGUUGCUCCACAUGCUCCGUCCGAGACGUAAUAAUAAAAUGGAAAUAUUCGGAAUGUUUUUAUUCUUUUUUUUUUCUGUGGCUCGUAUGCUGACAGAGAAGAAUUUUGAUGAAAAUAUCAACCCUUUUGAUGGAUUCUUGUUGAAUUCCAAACGACGACGGCGUACAUGUAUGUGACCAGUGCGGUAUGUUUGCUGUGGAAACGACCCGAGCUUUUUUACGGUUAUUUGUAUCAGUCACUUACAUCGUAUUUCUCUUACGACUGAUGAAAUUGCUGCAAGUACCAUGUGGUGGCUCCUUUUAACUUACAAUCUUGCUGGGAGACUUGGUUGACGUAAUAAAUAAUUAUGUAGAUCGUAAAAUCUACGCAAGGAAGAUGGAAUCGAAACUUCUUCGUUUCACUAAUGAAGUUUGUAAUUUAUGUCAAUUUGUUCACAUGCCAACCGAUCUGUGAGGCGGAUAUGUAGCGUUUGUGUUGCCCUUGAACAAAACAAGAGUAGGGCAAACCGUCAUAUGUCAAUUUUCUCCUUUUCAGAAUGACGUUUGGAAACUUUUGCAUUAAAUGUAACUGGUUAAAGUGUGACGAAAUGGACUAUUUUUCACCGCAAAUGUGUUGAAAAGGACUACGUUUUGACACACUUCUUUUCUUUUUUAAGCAAUAGCAGAUGAGUUAUCUACUCAACAUACACCUACCGAAGGUAAGCUUAUCGUCGAUCAUCACGCCCAAGUGUUUGACGGAGCGCUUUGACAGGAUAGUGCACUCUCCUACACUGAUCUCCGUCUGCUGCUCCGACUUCAGGUUGUUAACAACCGUCACCUCUGUCUUGUGGUGAGCCAGCUCUAGUUUCCUGGACCGCAUCCACGCCUCCACAACCUUGAUCGAGUGGUUGGUAGUCAACUUUACCUCCUCGAUCGUUUCACCGUAGACUUCGAGCGUAAUGUCGUCGGCAAAUCCGACAAUCACCACUCCCACUGGGUACUCUAACCUCAACACCUCGUCGUACAUGACAUUUCAUAACACCGGACCCAGGAUGGAACCUUGCGGGACUCCUGAGGUUAUGUGAAAGCACUUCCGACCCACCUCCGUGUCGUAGACUAGUACAGGAUUCUGACAGUAACUUCCGAGAAUCUUGUACAGGUACUUCGGUAUCCCCAGACGCAAGAGCGCAUCGGCAAUAGCAGACCAGCUGGCGCUAUUAAACGCAUUCCUGACAUCCAGAGUCACUACCGCACAGAAACGAAUUCCCCUCCUCUUAGGCUCGAGUGCUUUCUCGGCGGUUUUUGUAACCGACAAGAUAGCGUCUACGGUGGACCUCCCCUUCCGGAAGCAGUACUGGUUACUCGAAAGACCAUUUUCGCCCUCGGUGAACCGCAACAUUCUAUUGAGGAUGAUCUUUUUGAGCACCUUCCCCGCCGUGUCAAUCAAGCAUAUUGGUCGUUCCCCGCCUUUGGCAAUAGUACCAGGCUCUGCCUCUUCCAAGCUUCUGGGAAAACUCCCUCGUCAAGGCAUUUCUGCAUAGCAGGCCUGAUCAUCUCGGAAGCCUCUGCAAUAGCUAAUUUUAAGGCCAGGUUCGGAACUCCGUCCGGACCUGGGGCCUUACCUAGCUAUCCCCGCAAGUUCCACAUCGGUGACCCUCUGCUCAUCGUCAGCCUCAGACCCCGGCUGUCCUACGAAAGGAGGCCAAGGACUAGGAUCAUAACGCGGAAAAAGUCCUCCAAUGAUCCCCUCCAACAUCUCUGGAGAUUGCUCUGUAGGAGCCAUCACACCUCUCGUCUUGGCCAUAACGAUCCUGUAGGCGUCAUCCCACGGGUUCGUAUUGGCACUCUGACAGAGACCCUUGGUUGGUUGGUGAUUGAUCUACUCGUCUGUCGGAAUGCAUCGGUGCUGCAGUGUGGUCGUUGUCAUCUUGGAGAGCUUCGUCUUGUACGUACCGUCGCCGGGUGGUGAUUGAAAUAUAUCGAUAGAUUCCUCGGAAAAGAAAUUAUGUAGUAAUCAGUGUGUAGUUUUUCCGAAACUGGAACAACUUACCUCACAAAGGCAGUAGUGGUGCCUGAGAGUUCUACUUGGAGUAGCGCCUUGCGGGUGUUGGUUCCAGUGGAACGCUUCUGUCCUCGGUCGUAGCGAUUGAUGGUAGAGCUGGCCGGACCCAUUGCCAACCAAACGACAGAUGUGAGACUGGAGAUGGUACCAUGGUUGUAUCCAGGGGAUGCGGUGAUAGUGAGUGCAGUGCUACCGACGACACAGAAGAGGUUAAUAUUGAACUUUGCUUAGCGAUGACCAAGUGGCCAACGCAGGUGCCCAGUGCACCGGAGCGGGAGUAGAUGCUAUCUCCCUUGCUGAACUGAAUAACUUCAGUGUUACCUUUUACCAAGACGAGGGACUUGGGCAGACAUACACAGACGAUACUUGACGAGAAUUGACCUUUCACCCAUUGUAGAUUGACGGAAUGAUCUUGGGACUUCAUCAAGGGUAUCCAUGGGGUCCGAAGCGAAGCACUUAUUGAUUGGAGUUUUGUUACAAAUUUCCGUUGUCCCCAAAUAGACCUUGGUGAUGCCUCUGUCGAAGCUACCAUCCUUGGUACGUACCGUGACAACACGAACGUCAGUACCAGUACCACUCUGCCAAGUGGCCACCUCAGUUGAGGUGUAUUCUCUUUUUAAGAAGAACCAUUGUACCCACAGCGAUGUCAUUUUUCUGCAUGGUUCUGAACCAUGUUGUACUCCAGGGUGUUGUAGAACUGCUGGGUGAAAGCUGCACUUGCUCCUACAUCUUCAGGUGGUUGACGAGAACAUCGUGGAAGAUUCAAUCCGCUACAGCAGUGAGCGGACGGGUUUUGAAGGACUUCACUUGAGCUUCCUGCCGAAAUUUGGCGUCCGGGGUGAAAUGAACUUAAAUUCGAUGCCAUCGUUUGCUGCUGCCUUGAUACCGGGAUAUUGGAAUUUUCUGUCGUUCAGCUGCUCGCAGAGCUCCUUCAACUCUCGAUUUGCCCCAACAAAUGUAGUCCUGUUGUAGCACAUGAUUAACUGGGGUCGGCCUCAUCGAGCGACGAAGCGUCCUUGAGCCGCAAUGAAUCCACGACGAGCUCCAGAUGAAUUGCUGCAUACAUACACUGUAACGUAGCACUUUACUGGGGUGGAUUUCUGGUUGGGGUAGCUAAUGUUAAAAAGUCCGCAGUAGCCCAGCCCGACCUUCAAAAAUGGAGCCGAUGGAGUGACGCGCUUCACUGGCAAAUCAGCCAUAAGCUAAUCAAUGACUUUUAAUUUCCUUCGGAAACACGGAAUGCAUCCGUCGAUGACCUUUCUUGCCAAGCUGUUCGCAUUAGUUGGCCAGAAUCUUUCGCGAAGGGUUGCUACUUGUAGUCCAGCGUGGUAAAACUUAUAGUGGAAGUAUCUAACUAACGCUAUUGCUAGCGGAUGACGGUGAUCCAAGAUGAAUGGAUGCUUACUAGUUUCGGACACUGGAACAUUGGCAAAACGGUCUCCGACGCAAAUGAUACCUGCAUUAAGUACAGGGUACAACGAUCUGAUCCUGGACGAUGAUUUCACGUCUCCUUGUUUUCCAAGACCCGCCAUUUCUUCCGGAAAGCUGUCUUGUUGAGCUUGAUGCACUAGGACUAUCAGAGGAAAUCCCUGUGUGAGAAACACUUGAUAUAACCGCUCUUGACAUUGAUCCUGCAAUAACCACUGGAGAGUGGAGAUCUUCAAACCAUUGCCUUUCGUAUUGGAGUUAAGCUGACGACAUCCCAAGAGAAAUAAGGUCCACAGGACUCUUUAUUCCCGCUACGUGGCUCCACUUUCCGCCUUGGGUGAGAUGUUGUAUCUCCGAUACUCGGAUGGCAACGAACACUUGCUAACAAGACGAAAGAGAUGCGAGCCAGUGAUUGAGAAUUGUAGAGCCCACCCUGAAAAAUGCGCUAGGUACGGUCUUGACUUAGGCGAACUUCUCGUAGAGGUGACCUAGCAGGACUGUAGUCGAUAGCUUGCAAUGCAGUACCAGAGCCAAACUUCACUACCUUCGACACUUGCAAUUGCACUUUCGGACACGGUUAGCAAAGACGUUUGAACAGCGAUGUAUUGUGUCACUUGAUCAACGAGUUCGACAGGAACCUCCAAAUGCUCAAUAAAAUUGGUGAACAAAUGCUCACAACAAAUUGGUCAACGAUCCUUGCGUACAUGCUCUGCUCUCGUCUGAAUUCACCCACCCUUCGUCUCUGAGAAUCACAUCAUAAUUCUAACGGCGCUCGAGAAUUUGAUGAGCUGCUAGAGUUUCUUGUCGAUCAUUGUCUCGUUUUGCAGUCCAUCGCGCCUUGCAAGCCAAGCGAAUCCAAGCACAAACGUGCGCGAGUCACAACAACACACACUCAUCCCAAUCUGAACGGAAAUGCCGGUUUUGUGCGGAACCGUUUCAUCUUCCCUUCAAAUGCAACAAGUUCAAACCCAAGUAACCAAAAGUUCAGAUAAGAGGGUUCUUUAUAAGCUGAGCUGCUUGUUCAAGGUUGCUCAUUAGAAGGCUAGCAGCUUUAUUUUUAAGUAAUUUUGGAACUUGAAAGUACACAUAAGCACGCUGGAUAGCCUUCUAAGCAGCUUCUGACAGAACUUUGACAAAACUCAGCAGAAACAAAAAUGUUUAGUGGGUUUGUGAUUCAUGUCUGGAAAUUGCUUCUGAUAAUUAUAUUUUCACACAUGUCGCUGCUAUGUAGAUUUGAACUGGAUCCUCAUGCGUGAUAGCCUGCCGACUUACCGCUGCGCUGCUAAAGACACUUGACAAAGUCAAGCUAACUUCACUACACGGUAAAAAUUCUGAACGCUCGAUGUAAGGGAAAAAUCCCUUAACUAUUCAAUGUCCUAAUCAACAUGAUCAGAAAUGCUUUUCCUUUGAGAUCGCAAUGCUGUCAGUGUUGAUUUGAGGACCAGAACAAUCCCACCGAAGAAAUCAACUGAAAAUCCCUUCGAUUUGCACUAUUGUAAAAAGCAAUACGAUCCAAAGGGAAAAGCUGUUGAUUUGUAAAUGACUGUUUCGGUCAUGAAAGUAAAUAUAGAUGACAGGUGGUAGAUACUGGUUCGCUUCGAUUCACACCUCUCCAACAGACGUGAAGUAGUGUAGUGGUAAAACAGUGGAUCGGGACUCUGAAAGUCCAGGUAUCGAAUCUGGCAGCGGCUAAACGCAUUUUUUUUUAAUUCGAGUUUUGAAAUCAAAACAUUGCGAACGACGAAUUGAUGUGAAGUUCCAUUAAAGUUGAAGAGGCAUUGGAUGUUCUUUGUCAUAUUAUAUGUAAUUGAUAAUAAACUGAUUGAACAGUAGUGCGAAUCCAAGUGCCAACCAGUUUAUAUCACAGUGCAGAUUUUUUACCGUGUACUGUACAAAUAUGCAAAACUACACUAAGAAAAAUCCGCAUCUAGUUUCUAUGAGCCCACACAUAGAAUUUUGCUAUCAAGCUUUGCACUCGAAAAAUAAAUGCAUCGCACAUAAAUUCAAAUUAGGCAUUUAGAAUAUAAAUGCCGCUGCACAUAUUUUCCAUCCGACUAUUAGAUUUUAUGUGUAACCUUGAGUGGAGAACGUUGCGGUGCGCGCACAUAUGGAUUGUAAUAAUGGAGUGAGAUGGAUUUUUGCCAAUAAAUAUGUGCGGAUUUUUUAAAGUGUAGCUGCCGACAGAAAAUCGAUUCAAGUCAGACUUUACCUGCUGUUCAUUCAAUUUUUUUUUUUGCUCAAGCCUAUUAUUUAUUGAUUUGAUAAAUUCAUAUUUGUCGUUUAUUCGUGUAUGCUUAAACUGUUGUUUUCUGUAAAAGAAAUAAAUUAAUUAUAUUCAUUACAACACAAUGCUACUGAACUGAACUUCUAUGAACUUGAAAGUUCCGACAAAGUUCCGAGUAGCAUCUUAAGCAGCUUUAAAGUUCCGCGAAGUUCAGAUAAAGUUCCGAAUGGAACUUUCUGGCUGCUUAAGAGGCUAACAAUGAGCCUUGUCGGAGCUUGUGACCGAAGUUCCAGCAAGGCUCAUCGUUAUCCUCUUAAGCAGCCAGAAAGUUCCAUUUAGAAGGCUUGGCGAUCAAUCAACGGGAAGAAGAAGCCAACAAGAUACGCCUGUGUCACAACUGCCACUACGCGGAAGGCUCCUCCAAGGGUUCCUGUACGAAGUGCGGCAUCUCGAGAACGCACCAACGAGUCCGCGAGCAUCGAACAAUCUGCUGGGCUGCGUCACAGUGGUUUAGGUUCAGCAGCGUUACAUGCGCUGUGAGUUGUCAGCUGUGCCUUCAGCAUCUUGAGCCACCCGUCGGAUGCUUACUGUUCACAGAUUUUUCGGAACAAAUCAAACACUAGAAGGGGUUUGUUCAGACUUGCGCCUUAUGACGUUCACCUCUCAUUCCCAUUACCUACAAAACUUGUUUCUGUCAGGACAUUUGCAGUCCCACGACUUGUGUCCUGGUUCGUGGCACCUGAAACAAACCUCCGAUAGCUCGUGUAUGCCCGACGGACAUACCGACCUGUCCAUCUUGAGCGUACCUACUCUAACGGACUUGUAAGCGUUCGCCACAGAUAUCUGAAUCAAGGCCACAUGUAUCCCUGUCGAGUAUUUUUUGUAGCCGAACGACUACGAGGACCACCUGUGCCUCGGUCGACCUGCACCAUGGAUUUUUGGGUUACCAUUAUUCGUAAUUUUUCCGUAAAAUUUGAGAUGUCUGAGUUCUGUCACCUCAGGGUCCAGGAUCCCUAGACAUGUACGUGUCGAGGAUGUUUUAGGCAGAAUCACAUUGGUUGCUGGCACUGGCGUCUGGAACCAGAAUUCUAAUACCAUGACCGUCUUGAUAGUGAAGGUUAUCCAGUAAUGGUGAGUUGAUUGUCUUCAGACAAUGUGGAAGUAAAUACACAGAGCCCUAGUAUAUGUACCACCAACCGAGAGGGGGGGGGGGGUAGCAUCGUCGAGGAUUACUUAGGUAGACUUGCCCAAUCGCACUCUUUGAAAUGGUGGCCCUGUCAAACUACAGAAGCCGGUGACAUAUCCACUCGUUAGGGAAAUUGACGGUUGAGAGCUCCUUAGUUAGUACUGUAAUUGGUACAUUUGGAGUGCAUCAACAUUAGCAUACAACGAUAUGUUAUUGUCGCGCUCAUCUUUUAUUAGAGUCCUGCGGUGGUCGUACGCUCGCAAGGCAUACCGCCGCAUGACAGUCGCAAGGCAAAACAAAAGAAAAAGUGAUCCCGCCAAAAACAAAAGCACGUGGAUUUCGUGAAGUGACAGAUGUUUUUGAAUGUAUGUGUGACGAACGGCAAGAGUAGCUCAGUGGAAUGAGUGUUCUUUCUGUCGAACCCCAUAUAGUGGAAUUAUAUACUUUUAAAUCUGGUGACGCUGUUAUGAUUAGUGACUGUCGCGCUAAUAUUAGAAGCCAGAGGCAGAUAACCGCCAUAUUCUGAUUUUUCUUGAGAGGCAUAAUAUGUUCUGCGACCCAAGAAUACACCGGUGCUCUGCUAACUGGCAACAUUCUAAGACGUAAACCUGCUACUGCUUUCACUUUCAACUUAACCUAAAAGUAACAAACAAAUGGGUCAGCACUCAAAUCAAAUCAAAGCAAAAAAUAUAAUAUCUUAAGGAGCUCAUCCAAUCAUCGCAAUUACCGUCGAGGACUGUGCCGCUUUAAGUCAUACUAAUCAUCCACGAUCGUUCGUUCGUCUCUACUUCUCGUACUCUAUCCCCUGUCACCCGUCAGAAGUUUGCAACUUCUGUGAACCGAAAUUAUCCAAUCCCAGAAAUGCGUUCCGCCGAAAUAUGAACGACACUUCACUUUCCAAAGCACUCGGACACAAUCACUCUUCGCAAAUUUGAAAAAUCACGCUACACCGGCGGGGAACAUCCCGUCAUUCGGCUCCGCCGGAGGACGAGUGAGGCAUUUGUAAUUGGAUCGUAAAGCGAGAGCUGUUUUUCGUAUACUUUUACGAGUGUGAUUCUAACGAAUUUGUCAAAAAAAAAACAUCGCCCUUGGUGGGUAGGUUUCCCGGGGUCAUGACGACGGUGCGGUGGUAGACGAAGCGCGAAACCCCAACAACAAACGCACCCUACCGAAACGUUUAAUGCCGACCAAUGGCUUUUCAUUUAUUUUAAGAGGGCACUCUUUUUCCGAUUCUCAUGGACGAGAGCUUUUCCCGAGGCCAGUUGGCGAUAGGUUUUUUUUUUGCUCCACAAACAGUUUGUGCUUCGCCAUUGCGAUCCUUCGGAACGCAGUUGGAUGUGAAAUUUCAGAGUGUCACUCAUCCUGACAUCGUAGGACUCGAUUCAUUCCAGCAAUGGUACACAGUUGGAAAAGGUUGAAGUUUUGGAUCACAUCGCAAAGUACUUUCUUUUUCCAAAUCGUAAUAAUUCAGAUAAUUGUUCGAUAAAUUAUACUCGAACUUGUUUGGUUAACAUAAACAAUGAAUUUUAGAUGAACAUCAUUUCAGCACAUUUUUUACUGUGUAGCCCUGCGUACUAACAAUGAUGCAUCGUUGAGACCAGAACUGAAAAACAGCAUGUAAAAAAGUAAAACUGUACCAUACAAUUUAAAGCAUGGUUCGAGAUGAAACAAUAAAACAUUGAUUGAAAGCAAGAAAGAAGAAGAACUACUGAUAUCUGUGUUAAACAUAAAAAGUGAAACAAAACUGUACUACACAUUAGUUCUCUUUUAGGAAGUAUUUACAUGUUUUAUAUAUUCAUCCACAAAAAAAAUCAAUAGCAACUAGAGCAGAAGUAACUAGUAGUCGGAAAUAUGCGGCCAAACGUUAGAGACUUUAACAAUUUUCCAUCUUCUACCUUAAACAUAGAAUACAUCUGCGCUAGGAGAAAACUUGAAUAUUUAAAAGAAAAAAUACAAUAUUCUGAACUAACAAUAAGCGAAAAGCACUACAGAUAAACAUUAGUGAGGAUACAACCAAUUUAACCCAGUACUAGACUCUCCGACUAAUGCUACGUAGAAGUGUAAAUAGAUAUUUAUGAAUAUUAGUUUUAACUGACUCGUGUAAUGGAAUCGAACUUUGUUUUGUAAAAACUAUUUUAAUAUGCUCAAUUUUGUAAUAAAAUACUCAUCCGUUGUUGCUACGACUUUAAUUACUGCGCUUAGAUUUUAACUUGCAAUUAAGACUAUGUUGUGUCGUGCAGUAAGUGAUUAUGUUAACACCUAUGUGCCUGUGCCUCAUUUUGCACCCUAUUUCAAAACUUUAAAAAUCUGAUUCUCAGCCGUUUCUCAUCGAAAAUUUGUGAAAUUUUGACAGUUGAUCACAAAAUCCUUCUAGUUUAUGGAACCGGUAACAUGGUUCCGAUUUUUUUCCGUUGUUCCGGAUUUAUGGCCGUGAGUACUGGGGUAACCUCCUUAUCAGAUAGAGGUGCAACAUAAUUCGCCUUCGAAAACUAGCUUGCGGCAUUCCAAACUUCAUGAUUUUGCAAAACAAGAGUAUUGGAGCAUAUUUCUAGAGAUGCUGAAUACACUGGCCACUUCUCCGGAUGUUCCGGAAACCUGGUGCCCUCAGGGAAGUGGCCACUUUCUGACCGGUUCUAAAACCUAGCUUGCGACAUAUCAAACUUCAUGAUUUUGCAAAAAAAGACAAUUGAUGCAUGUUUUGAGAGAUUUCGGAUACACUGGCCACAUCUCCGGAUGUUCCGGAAACCUUGUGCCCCCAGGGAAGUGGCCACUUUCUGACCGGUUCUGAAACCUAGCUUGCGACAUAUCAAACUUCAUGAUUUUGCAAAACAAGACAAUUGGUACAUGUUUUGAGAGAUUUCGGAUACACUAAUCACUUCUCCGGGUGCUCCGGAAACGUGGUGCCCCCAGGGAAGGGGUCACUUUCUGACCAGUUCUGAACCCUAGCUUGCGACAUAUCAAACUUCAUGAUUUUGCAAAACAAGAAUAUUGGUACAUCUUUUCAGAGAUUUCGGAUACACUGGCCACAUUUCCGGAUGUUCCGGAAACCUGGUGCCCCCAGGGAAGUGGCCACUUUCUGACCGGUUCUGAAACCUAGCUUGCGACAUAUCAAACUUCAUGAUUUUGCAAAACAAGACAAUUGGUACAUGUUUUGAGAGAUUUCGGAUACACUGGCCACUGUGCCCCCAGAGAAGUGGCCACUUUUUGACCGGUUCUGAAACCUAGCAUGCGACAUAUCAAACUUCAUGAUUUUGCGAAACAAGACAAUUGGUACAUAUUUUGGGAGAUUUCGGAUACACUGGUCACAUCUCCGGAUAUUCCGGAAACCUGGUGCCCCCAGGGAAGUGGCCACUUUCUGAUCAGUUCUGAACCCUAGCUUGCGACAUAUCAAACUUCAUGAUUUUGCAAAACAAGACUAUUGGUACAUGUUUUGAGAGAUUUCGGAUACACUGGCCACUGUGCCCCCAGGGAAGUGGCCACUUUUUGACCGGUUCUGAAACCUCGCUUGCGGCAUAUCAAACUUCAUGAUUUUGCAAAACAAGACAAUUGGUACACAUUUUGAGAGAUUUCACAUACACUGGUCACUUAUCUGGAUGUUCCGGAAACCUGGUGCCCCCAGGGAAGUGGCCACUUUCUGACCGGUUCUGAAACCUCGCUUGCGGCAUAUCAAACUUCAUGAUUUUGCAAAA
Molecule: messenger RNA, 27748 nt
Organism: Aedes albopictus (Asian tiger mosquito)
Lineage: Eukaryota; Metazoa; Arthropoda; Insecta; Diptera; Culicidae
Gene: 2mit
Exons: 3
Coding region: 1395-5525 (1376 amino acids)
Molecular function (GO): protein binding
Source: RefSeq, a predicted model, not a curated record